Molecule: messenger RNA, 2896 nt
Organism: Drosophila sechellia
Lineage: Eukaryota; Metazoa; Arthropoda; Insecta; Diptera; Drosophilidae
Gene: CrebB
Product: Cyclic-AMP response element binding protein B
Exons: 6
Coding region: 641-1642 (333 amino acids)
Biological process (GO): regulation of transcription by RNA polymerase II
Cellular component (GO): transcription regulator complex; nucleus
Molecular function (GO): RNA polymerase II cis-regulatory region sequence-specific DNA binding; protein binding; DNA-binding transcription factor activity, RNA polymerase II-specific
Source: RefSeq, a predicted model, not a curated record
GAAAACGCGUACAUUCUCGUUCGAAAGCCGCCAAGCCAGCGACUUUGCCGCCCAAAAAGAAACGCGUUUCGGUGCUGCAAAUAGAAAAAAGAACGUAAGCAACGAUAACAACAGGCAGCGAGAGCGAGCGAGAACGGGAGAGAGAGAGAGAGAGCGAGAGAGUGUUGUGUGUGUGCGUGCUGCCAACUUGUCGCACCAAUUCGCUGCUGUGCUUAAGUCUGCGUGUGUGUUCUGUGGGGUUCUCCCAAAAAGAGCAAACAAAUACGAAACCUUUGCGCGAUGCCCCAUUCGAAACGUAUCUGAAGUUUUAGGGUUCGAACUUCGAUUCGCUUACUCUGCUGUUUUGUACAUAAAUAUUUAUUUGGCUGGCCACCGCGACUUUUCAACAAGUUGCCAGCGCAGCGUGCAACGCGCGUACACACACACACACACACGCGCGCAGAAAGGAGUGAGUGAGAGAGUGGCGGAAAGAGAGCGAGCAACGGCAACAACAACAAAAGCCUCUCAGCAGCAACGUUUUUAGUGAUGUCAUCAGAAAAAACGUCUUCAAGCUGGCCAAAUUGAAGCGGAAACGGUAGCCAAACUGAAGCACUUGUCGGAGAGCGUCUCGGUGCUGCUGAAGAUCGCCAGGAUCGGCAACAUGGACAACAGCAUCGUCGAGGAGAACGGCAACUCGUCGGCGGCAUCGGGCUCCAAUGACGUGGUCGAUGUCGUUGCCCAACAGGCGGCGGCAGCGGUGGGCGGCGGUGGUGGAGGCGGCGGAGGAGGAGGAGGCGGCGGUAACCUCCAGCAGCAACAGAACCCACAAAGUACAACGGCCAGCGGUCCAACGGGUGCGACGAACAACGCCCAGGGAGGCGGAGUGUCCUCCGUGCUGACCACCACCGCCAACUGCAACAUACAAUACCCCAUCCAGGCGCUGGCGCAGCACGGACUGCAGGUGCAGUCCGUGAUACAGGCCAAUCCCUCGGGAGUCAUACAGACAGCAGCUGGAACCCAGCAGCAGCAGCAGCAACAGGCGCUGGGCGCCGCCACAGCGAUGCAGAAGGUGGUCUACGUGGCCAAGCCCCCGAAUUCGACGGUCAUCCACACGACACCUGGCAAUGCAGUGCAAGUGCGUAACAAAAUCCCUCCAACCUUUCCGUGUAAGAUCAAGCCCGAACCGAACACGCAGCACCCGGAGGACAGCGACGAGAGUCUGUCGGACGACGAUUCCCAGCACCACCGCAGUGAGCUGACGCGACGGCCGUCGUAUAAUAAGAUCUUCACCGAGAUCAGCGGUCCGGACAUGAGCGGCGCAUCGCUUCCCAUGUCCGAAGGCGUGCUUAAUUCCCAGCUGGCGGGGACCGGAGCGGGGGGCAAUGCGGCGAACAGCUCCCUGAUGCAGUUGGAUCCCACGUACUACCUGUCCAAUCGGAUGUCCUACAACACUAACAACAGCGGGAUAGCGGAGGAUCAAACCCGUAAGCGCGAGAUCCGGCUGCAGAAGAACAGGGAGGCGGCGCGGGAGUGCCGGCGCAAGAAGAAGGAGUACAUCAAGUGCCUGGAGAAUCGAGUGGCGGUGCUAGAGAACCAAAACAAAGCGCUCAUCGAGGAGCUGAAGUCGCUCAAGGAGCUCUACUGUCAGACCAAGAACGAUUGAAUGUGGGCGGGGCUCUGGCGCCGCCUGCGCCUCCGCCUCCAGUUACGGCUACGGUUACGGAUACGGCAACGGAUACGGUUUCGGUUACGGUUACGGCGACCACUGCGCUCCGCUCCGCUCCGUUCUGUUUCGUUCUGUUGUGGACAACGAUGGUGGAUCGAUCCUCGCCGCUGGCCGGCGGCCGCAUAUCAUGAUAUCUAUACGCAUGGGAUGCUGCAUGUGGUAGCGUGUACAUUAAGUGUGGGAAUCGUGUUGUUGUUGUUGUUGGGAUGCAGGCGGACCGAACCGAACCGGGCCGGACCUAACCGAACCGAACCGGAUGGAAUGGAAAGAGGGUCUAUCUGCCGGACACACAAUGUAAUUAUGAUUGUAAUUUAAAGAUGUAAUAUUACGUUUAUGAUUUAGUUUACGCCCUAGUUUACUCGCUAACUUAACGAUACUGCAGUUUACCUACGAACCUGUGUUUCCGUAACCUAAGACCUUUCACCACACCCCGCAUGCUCACCGACCUAUUGUAAUUAAAUCUUUUGUUUUACCUAAUUCGUAAUCGAUGCAGGACGUGCGUGUCUAGCGAAAGUGUUUUUCCUUAGCGAAUUGUUGUUGUGCCCAUAGGUCAGGAUAUAGUCAACCAGCAGGCCCAAUCCCCCCGAGCCGCAGACCCGCAGGGAUGUGCAGAUAGGAGGUAUCGUAUCCUUCCCAGAUGGGUUUUCUGAGCCUCCCCACUUAAAAUUGUUCAAAAGUCGCUAGUUUCACUUGAUUUUCAUAUGUGUGUGCGUGUGUUUAGUAUGUAUAUAUGCGUGUGUGCCGGCCAAUUGUAUCUGUAGGAUAAGUCUUAGAUCGAAUGGAUUGUCUGGGAUUUGGGCAUGGAGUUAAAUAUUCAAACACUUUGUUACGUAAUUUUAAACGAACCCUCUCUGUUCCCAAAGAACCUGGUUAAGCACACACAAUUCUGCACACUACCGUGAAUCCAGCUCGGGAAUCGGAAAGGAGCGAUCUUGGCCGGAACACACGCGUGGCUACAGAUUUAUAUGUCUAUAUGCAUAUAUAUAGAUGGCAAACACUCUCGUUAUCUCUUGUGAUCGACUCAGUUGUUGUUAUGAAAUGGUAGAAAACAGACGAAGGGACGGACAAAUACGAUAAAUUAAUGAUGAAUUCGGGGACAGAAGAUCGAACUUUUUUAUCUAGCGUAACGCAACGGAAACAAUGUCAAAAUGAAGCACCGGAAACGGAAAUAAAACCAUAAGAAACCCUGUA